Molecule: messenger RNA, 387 nt
Organism: Adineta ricciae
Lineage: Eukaryota; Metazoa; Rotifera; Eurotatoria; Adinetida; Adinetidae
Source: the annotation of a GenBank genome assembly
AUGACCAUUGCGGAUGGAUGGAAAUUGCAUUGUGCCACAAUAACUUGUUUACCGUAUGCUACGUUUACUGCAUCCAGUAUUCUUCAGUGUCAAACCAGUUGUUUACGACAAACUCAAUGUGAAGCUAUUAGUUUUCAUCACUCGACUUCGUAUUGUCAAUUGUUUAAUAGUGAUAUAAAUCAAAACAGCAGUUUAGAAGCAACUGCAGAUACCGUUACUAUGAUGGUUAUUCCUGGCACACGGAUACCACCUGGGUCAAANUAUUGUCAAUUGUUUAAUAGUGAUAUAAAUCAAAACAGCAGUUUAGAAGCAACUGCAGAUACCGUUACUAUGAUGGUUAUUCCUGGCACACGGAUACCACCUGGUAAGCAUCUAUUCAAUACAUGA